This is a messenger RNA of Zophobas morio, 1396 nucleotides long. RefSeq lists its product as uncharacterized. The record is from RefSeq and is a predicted model, not a curated record. Gene Ontology annotation, molecular function: protein binding. The transcript has 11 exons. Bases 1062 to 1301 code for a protein of 79 amino acids. NCBI's taxonomy places the organism in Eukaryota, Metazoa, Arthropoda, Insecta, Coleoptera, Tenebrionidae.
UCCAUCUGUCGUAAGUCCAAUACCCUCAGUUUUACGGUAUGCAUGAAAGAGAAAUCGAGAAACUCCUUGUAAAAUUAACACCUUAUGAAGAGAAAAACCAAGAUUCCGCCUUUUUUGAAGAGAGAGUGUUUUCAGUAGGAUCACAACCAAAACGUGUAGGUCGCACCUUAAAAAAGAAUGGUCCUCGACCUGACAACGCCAUUUUUGAUAAUCCUGUUCUUUCCAGGAACCAUGGUCUUUUUUACGUCGAAGGAAGCAGGCUUUUUUUUAAGGAUCUUGGAAGCUCCAACGGUUCAUUUUUAAAUGGUAUUCAAAUAAGCAAGCAACCCGGACAAGAAUCAAUACCGCAUGCCUUGCAAAGCAACGAUAUCUUACAACUUGGGUCAUCCGUUCGGAGUGAGGAGAACUGCAUUUAUCCUUGCAUAAAAAUGAAAAUUAUCAUCGUCAGCCCUAAUAAUAAGCUCGUUCACACCACUAAUAGUACUGUUACUAUAGAAUCUCCCUUAAAACCCAGCAGGUGCAUUAAAAAUAAUGCUUACAGCAUCACAACCAAAAGGCCUUAAUAAUUGAAUAUAUCAAAUUCAUAAGUUCGCCCUCUUCUUCUGCUAAAAGCGAGCUUCUUUCCUCACCGGUCAUGGUCCCCUUAACUUCAAAUUUUAGUUGCGAGAAAGAAGAGGAGCAUCGAUUUCAAACAGACCUCGUCGCUUUGGAGGAGACUUGCGGGAACCUGGCCGAAGUUACUAUCAUAAUUACAGACAUCCGAAGGCUGCUGGAGGAAAGACCCUCGAGGAGAAGCGGCCCUCAAAAAUUUGAAACGGGUUUACUCAAGGAAACGAUACCUAACACUUUUAUUUUAACUUUUCUUAAUUAUUUUUGCAUGUAUCUUUGAAAUACUCAGGCCAAACAAAAAGUAGGGAAACUCAAUAACUUGAUAGAUAAUCUCCAGAUUUCAACUACUUUGCCCACCGAGCGCAACGGUGGAAAAGACGGUACCUGGAUGCAUUCACGUGGCAUGGCAGGCGGUGCAGCUCACGCGCUCUUCAGAAGAGAACACGACCCAAAUGAGCCGCCAAAGCAGAAGCGAAUGGGAGCAAAAAUCUCGCGCUGCUAGUGGAAGGCUUGCAAGGAGUCGCAGCGAGGAAAUUCUUAUACAACGAUUUGAUCGCAUCGCUGACGAACUUUACUGGUCGAUCCGGCAAAAGGACGCGGAAAUCAAGCGCCUACAACAGCAGCUGACAGCCGCCAGACAAAACAUGCAGAGACGAUGUGCAUUCCCGCACUUUAUCGAAUGUAGCCCGUAGCGGUUUUCGAUCCAGACUUUGCCACGUGGUUUAAGAGUCGCUAAACUUAGAAAUAUAGCUAAAAGCUACUGGUAGUAGCUAAUAGAGUUAUUUUU